Molecule: messenger RNA, 174 nt
Organism: Guillardia theta CCMP2712
Lineage: Eukaryota; Cryptophyceae; Pyrenomonadales; Geminigeraceae
Exons: 1
Source: RefSeq, a predicted model, not a curated record
CGGCUUGAAGGGGACAUAACGCGGCUUGAAGGGGACAAGAAGCGGCUUGAAGGGGACAAGAAGCGGCUUGAAGGGGACAAGAAGCGGCUUGAGGGGGACAAGAAGCGGCUUGAAGGGGACAAGAAGCGGCUUGAAGGGGACAAGAAGCGGCUUGAAGGGAACAAGAAGCGGCUU